GCUUAUAAAUCGUUUCUUGUCACUCCAAACCUUGAAUGCUCGUACGUGAUGUGAGUUGUUGUAUUUGUACGCAGUUGUCCUGAAUAUUCCCUCGCUAUGAGUUCAGCUAAGCCGUACAUCGGUUGUAAAAUAGGCUUAAUUUCAAAAGCCCAGAAUCGCUAUGAGGGGAUUUUGUAUACAAUUGAUAAAGUGAACUCUACAGUCGUGCUGGCAAAAGUCAAGUGUUUUGGAACGGAGGGACGACCAACUGAUAGACCAAUGCCUCCCAGAGAUGAUAUCUUUGAGUACAUCACCUUCCGUGGAAGUGAUAUUAAGGAUAUUACGCUGUGUGAACCUCCAAGACCUCACCACGGACUUCCUCCAGAUCCUGCAAUAGUACAGUCAUCCAGUGCAGGCUGUCCAGGCAUCUACUCACCUCGUGGACCUUUUAGCCCCCUAAGGAUGCCCGCCUACAACCAGUUUGCUGCUAGCACUCUACUUAAUCAACAGUAUGCAGCAGCUCUUGGCCUUGGGCCUUUACUUCCAGGCUUUCAUGUCAGAAGGGGCCCCAUGGUGGAAAAGGCUGUUCAGACCCUCCAUGUGGAAAGAUCUAGACAGAGGGGAGGCUCUAUUGCAUUCAGGGAGCAGGAGCAGCGUUUGGACAGAAGGAGGCCUCAGAGGACCAGUGGAGAAAAUUUCCAGACCAGAGCAAACCCUUGUGCUGCCAUGAGGUCAUGCUCAGGUAUGCCCAGUGUUCAGCAGGAAGCUCAGCAGCAGAAUAGUGAAAACAGACCUCCACUGAGGAGAGGACAAGGAGCCCGGAGGCGCAGGAACCGUGGGAGAGGCCAGCUAAUGGUGCCUAAGGUUCCACCUGCCACCCUUAAGUUUGACACAGACUUUGAUUUUGAUUUGUCAAAUGCACAGUUUAUUAAGGAGGAGCUGGAGAGGGAAGUGCAGGACAAGAUGAAUACAAGAGCAGAUGGAAGUUAUGAGGUAAAAGAGAAGGCAAAAAAGGAAUUGCACACAACUGGUGAGGAUGAUCAUUUUGGACCAAAAUGGUACUAUGACAAAGCAAAGUCUUUCUUUGACAACAUCUCAUCUGAUAAGAAGUUCAGACUAACGUGGGCUGAGGAGCGGAAGCGCAAUCUGGAGACUUUUGGGGUCCCUGGGCGGUUUCUGAGGAGCCAAGGCUUCAGAAGUGGCUAUAAUGGACGAAGAGGACGGGGCACUGCUCAAGCUCUGUCUUACAGAAUGAAGAGUGGACAGCUGUAAAGGUCAGAGUUUGGUACUAAAGUAAUCCCAUCCUUCCAUGGUUGUUUCCCUUCCAUAUGGUGACUGUGUUGCGAUGAGCCAAAGCAGUUCUGUUGGAACCCUAAGAAGUUGAGUCUUUUCUUGAUUGUUUUUCUCCCUGGUGCAUAUUGCCCUGAUUGUAUUUUUAUUUAUCCUUUUUUUCCCCCCCAAUUUGCCUACAUUUUGAAUAUGGGUGCAUGGCUCACUUACUAUAGUUUUUUUUGUUUUGUUUUGUUUUUUUUUUUUUCCCCCCAUGCUUUUUUUUUUUUUUUUUUUUUUUUCCAAUUAACUUGGAAAUGAAUGUUUAAGUUUGUUUUAUUUUCUGCUAUUUGGAAGAAUUUCUCUCCUAAAAUGUGUUGGUUUCAUGUUUAAAGUAUCUGGCUGUGCCUAACCUAAUUUGUAAAUUUAUUUCAUUAGCAGAUGCUGUAAACCAUAUACAUUAACAUAACAUGAAAUGAACUUAAAUGUAUUUAAAUACUUAAACUUAUGCAUUGCUUUAUUCUUUCACUGAAGCAAGACCUAGUGUAAAUAAACUGGAAGUUGCUGAUU
Scatophagus argus is the source of this 1818-nucleotide messenger RNA. RefSeq names its product LSM family member 14B (gene lsm14b). Gene Ontology annotation, molecular function: mRNA binding. The record is from RefSeq and is a predicted model, not a curated record. The coding region runs from base 97 to 1251 and encodes 384 amino acids. Lineage: Eukaryota; Metazoa; Chordata; Actinopteri; Scatophagidae. The transcript has 8 exons.